CUCUCUGUCGCUCUGUCUCUCUCUCUCUCUCUCUCUGUCUCUCUCUCUCUCUCUCUCUCUCUCUCUCUCUCUCUCUCUCUCUCUCUCUCUCUCUCUCUCUCUCUCUCUCUCUGUAGAGGAACACACUUAAAGGGGGAAUCUGGGAUUUAAACAACAACAAAGGAGUCGCGCCAACACUUUUCAUCAGUCAUUACUUUAAAAAUCCCCAAAAAUUGAUGUACCAAAUAAGUAAUCCCAGAUUGCCACUUUAACUAUGUACAAUAGCUAUGUUGAAGUAUGUUUCUCUCUAGCGAGACAAGGGGGGGAGGAGGUCCAUUGUUGUGAAUGAGUGGAAAUAGUUUUGGCAUAGAGAACAGAGUGGUUGAUCCUUGAUCAUGAUGUAGUGUUCCUUGGGGCUCGUCAGCUGUUCAAAGCUCAGGACCGGAGAAAUAGAGUUUUCCAGCCUUUCAUCACAGGGCCAACAUGUAUUUAGAGAACGAGAGAUGUAGAAAGGAAUUGAGGAAGGAAAUAUACAUUUCUCCAGUGGGUUGUAUUGGAAACUCGUUGGACAGUCUUUUCAAGCAUCAAGUUAAGGAUCAUAUAAUUCCCCAGCUGUGCAUUCAUAAACUCUGUACCUAAUCUGAAGGGAUACUGUGUGAGCAUCAUAUGAAAUGAAUGACUUAUGUGUAAUUUGCAUUAAUUAAAUGUUGUCAUUAGAAUAUAAAAUGUUUUACGCUCAUUUGAAGUUCCUAUUUCCUGUCCCUGUUGUAAUUCAGACAAUGGUCAGAUGUUCCUAUUUCCUGUCCCUGUUGUAAUUCAGACAUUGGUCAUAUGUUUCUAUUUCCUGUCCCUGUUGUAUUUCAGACAUUGGUCAGAUGUUCCUAUUUCCUGUCCCUGUUGUAAUUCCAGACAUUGGUCAGAUGCGUCCUCCCCACGGCAGUGUGACGCCCCAGAAGAACAGCAACCUCCUGGUCAUCAUCGUGGUCUCCGUGGGAGCCGUUACCGUGGUAGUGGUCAUCAUAGUAGCGCUCAUAUGCACCAGGCGCUCGUCCGCACAACAAAGAAAGAAGCGUGCCACUCACAGUACAGGGAAGCGAAAAGGUAGUCAGAAGGACCUGAGACCUCCAGACCUGUGGAUCCAUCAUGAGGAGAUGGAACUGAAGAACAUUGAGAAGCCUGCCAGUGCCGCCCCCUCUGGAUGUGAUUCGCCCAUCCAGGGUUCCAUCCAGGAAAUCCGGUCUCAGUCUGUCAGUCACAGCCAAUCAGAGAGUCAGAUGGGAAGCAAGAGCAGCCACUCAGGUGUGGACAAUGACGAGGCUUCCAGCUGCAUCUCUACGUUAGAGCGCUCCCUAGCUGCCCGGAGGGCAACACGUACCAAGCUAAUGAUCCCCAUGGACUCUCAGCCCAGCAACACCCCUGUUGUCAGUGCCAUCCCAGUGCCAAUUCUGGAGAGCAGUCAGUACCCUGGCAUCCUGCCCUCGCCCACCUGCGGGUACAACCAUGGUACUCUGACCACCCACCCCAAGUUCACCCUGAGACCCAUGCCCUUCCCCAGCCUCACCGUGGACCGAUGCUACGCAGCAGCGAUGUCGACAGAGGGUUCCGCUCCGCUGGGGGUGCAGCAGCAGACUCUGGUUACCAGCAGCAGUAGCAGUCAGCCAGGUGGAGGUGAGCUCUCUCUCCCUGGCACAGAAGAGGUAGGGGCCACCUCCACCCGUACCAUCCCCACCGCCUGCGUCAGGCCAACACACCCCUUACGAAGCUUCGCCAACCCCCUCCUGCCACCACCCAUGGGUACCAUCGACCCCAAAGUCUACACACCCAUGAUGCCACAUUCAAGUGCCAGCCUUCCCAAGCCAACAGUAAAAACAGCAUCUCUGGGGCAAGCCGGCAAAGCCAGAUCACCACUACUGCCUGUCUCCGUGCCGACAGCUCCCGAGGUGGGUGAAGAGGGACAGAAACAGCCAGAAGACUCAGCCAAUGUUUACGAACAGGACGACUUGAGUGAACAGAUGGCGAGCCUAGAGGGACUCAUGAAGCAACUCAACGCCAUCACUGGCUCUGCCUUUUAACCCCGACAGCCCUGGCAGGGAGUCCCACCCAGACAGUCCGUCAGACCUACACAGCAGCAGCACAGACAGAUAGCAGUACCACAGUAUUACACCAUAGGGCAGGGCACAGAGAGAGAGGGGGGGUAUGGUGUCAGAACCUCAGAAACACAGAUACCUUUCAACCCCCCCUCCCCCAAAUACUGUAACCAACCCUUCUGACAGACCUCUAUGUUACCCUAUAAUACUGUAACCAGUAACAGACCUCUCUGUACCCCUAUAAAUGCUGAAACCAGCCCCCCUAACAGACCUCUCUGUAAUUCCAAAACAACAAGACUAACAAUUAAGGAGAAUCUAAAAGAUAAAGAAAUUAAUUUCCAUGUUUUCCCUAGUGUUGAUUUCCUUAUAAAACAUCACCUUUUGAGUUUUAAUUUAUCAAUGUUAAUUUUGGAGGGUUUCCUUGUGAGUUACUGGUGUAUUGGAUUGAACUUUGAACUGAAGGCACAAGUGUUACAGCUGGGUCUAUAGUAUUAAACCUUAGGAUUGUUUAUUAUCUCCAGACACCAAUGUUUCCCUGGACCCCUCGUUCACCAACGUUUCCCUGGACCCCUCGUUCACCGUUUCCCUGGACCCCUCAUUCACCGUUUCCGUGGACCCCUCGUUCACCGUUUCCCUGGACCCCUCGUUCACCGUUUCCCUGGACCCCUCGUUCACGUUUCCCUGGACCCCUCGUUCACCGUUUCCCUGGACCCCUCAUUCACCGUUUCCCUGGACCCCUCGUUCACCGUUUCCCUGGACCCCUCGUUCACUGUUUCCCUGGACCCCUCGUUCACCAACAUUUCUCUGGACCCUCGUUGCCUGGUGAUGUUGUGGGACAACAUGGGAGGUCUCACAGUAACCACACCCUUACGGUGUUGGAAUGAAACGUACACCAACUCCUUGUGAACCUGUGGGUGUCCAAAUAUGGACACCGUACACCAACUCCUUGUGAACCUGAGGCUGUCCAAAUAUGGACACCGUACACCAACUCCUUGUGAACCUGAGGCUGUCCAAAUAUGGACACCGUACACCAACUCCUUGUGAACCUGAGGCUGUCCAAAUAUGGACACCGUACACCAACUCCUUGUGAACCUGAGGCUGUCCAAAUAUGGACACCGUAAACACUCUCUCUCUUCUCUUUCCUAAAACAGUGACACAGUCAGUGACCAUAGCCUAGAACAUUCUACGGGCUGUGAGGAACACUGGUUAGGCCCAGGUACUGGAUCAUCUCAAUACAGACUCGACAGAGCCAACUUCAGACUCUGGAAAGUUCUGGAUCCUUGUUCGGGUCCAUCUCUGUUGCUGCUCGUCAACGGAACGUCUGCUCCUGGUUAUGUUGCUACCCUAUCACAACUACAGACAGCUGUUGGGUUUUGUUUGUUUGCCAAAUCGUAGCUUUGAAAUCAUUAGAACAACAUAAAGAUAUAUAACCACACGCUCCAGUCAAUGUAUGAAUGGUCUUUGAACGUACUGGGAAUCGAGACAGUAUCAAGUGGUAUCACAGGAGUUGGAAGGCUUUUGUAUGAAUAUAUGAUAUUUACUCUGGACAAUCCAUUGUUUUGGUUAAAACCACCCUAUUCACCAUCCCAACAUACAGCGUCUUGUGCAUUAAAACCCUGAGAGAUAUUUUUUGUUGUUGUUGUUGAUGAUGGUGGCGUUGAUGCUAUUGAUGAGUCAUCAUUUCAACAGUUAAGGUUUUCAUGAGACAGACACAUGUACCUCAGUUUAUGUAAGGUUGACUGACUAACAAAUGUGGUUCACCCAGGGGUUUGUUUUGGUCAUUUUUAUAUGAUAAACGAUGCAUAUUAUUCCAUAUAGUAUAUAUUUACAUCAGCAGUUCUGUCAAAGCUGCAUUACAACUAUUUUUUAAACCAAUUGAUUAAAACCCUACUGGCUUCUAAUCUAGUUUUACAUUAUGGGGCUGCAUGGGCUGCUAUGCAUCACUGACGAUAGAUACUGUACAUAACCUGAAGCCUUUUAACAAAACAUGGCAUCACUAUGUACCACUUCAGUGAUAAAUGAAUCAUUAAUCGCCAUGGAAAUAGGACAUCAAUAUUCUCAUGUUUGAAUCUGGUAACCCAAGGUAACUGUGCUCCCUUUUUCAUUUACAAGCCUCUAUCCCCCCCCCCCCCCUCUCUGAAGAUGGAUUGUCCCAGAGAGAUAAAGGGUUAGCUACAUUGUCAUUCAGAACAUGAACGUUAGCUACAUUGUCAUUCAGAACGUGUUUAGAUUAGAACCCAGAGAGAUAAAGGUUUAGCUACAUUGUCAUUCAGAACGUGUUUAGAUUAGAAGCAGGAGAUAAAGGGUUAGCUACAUUGUCAUUCAGAACGUGUUUAGAUUAGAAGGCAGGAGAUAAAGGGUUAGCUACAUUAUCAUUCAGAACGUGUUUAGAUUAGAAGGCAGGAGAUAAAGGGUUAGCUACAUUGUCAUUCAGAGCGUGUUUAGAUUAGAAGCAGGAGAUAAAGGGUUAGCUACAUUGUCAUUCAGAGCGUGUUUAGAUUAGAAGCAGGAGAUAAAGGGUUAGCUACAUUAUCAUUCAGAACGUGUUUAGAUUAGAAGCAGGAGAUAAAGGGUUAGCUACAUUAUACUGUAUCAAAUGUUAGGAUUCAUAUUAGGACACCGACUUGAAAUAGCAACAAUGCUAAAUAUGGUAUUGAUGUCUGUGCCAGUGAGACAUUCAAAUGGUUUAGUAUAGAGGGAAAGAAAAGUCACCGAUCAGACGACUCAUCACAAAACAAUGUCUUUAUUUCCUCACAGCAAACUGUCAAGUGUGCUCUCGUUCUACGUUGUACCAUUUGGGUUUUUCUUUGGAGUUUUUCUUUCAUCUGUUUGCCCAUAAAGGAAGAUUACACACAACAACAAAAAAAAAAUAGUUUCCAACAUCUAGAACGUUUCCAAGAUCUAGAACGUUUCCAAGAUCUAGAACGUUUCCAAGAUCUAGAACGUUUCCAAGAUCUAGAACGUUUCCAAGAUCUAGAACGUUUCCAAGAUCUAGAACAUUGAAACUCCAGAACAUGUCACAGUAUGAUGCGUUUAGGACACGUUCUGGUUUUUAAAGUUAUACAUCUUGGAAACUUGAUUGUUGACCUGUGAAACAUUUUUUAGGAUUGUGUCAAUAGUGGACUAAUGAAAAACAACACUGUUUUUUGAGUGGUAUUUUCUUUUAAGACUUUUUCUUAAUUUAAUUUAAUUUUUUGUUGAGAAAAAAAUCGAGACGUGUUCUAUGUGCCUAUACUUUUGUUUUUCCGUUUGUAGUUUUUCUCUUCGUCGGUCACUUUAUUUGUUUGGUGAUCUGUAUGAAAAUAUGAAACGUGAUUUUUAUUUUCUCUUCGCCUCGCCCCUAAGUGCACGGUAACAAAUGAGCUAUGAAGUUCUGUCGACAUAGUCUCCUCUCUUCUGAACGACAGACAAGCCACAGACUUUCGCUCUAUAUUUUAUUGUAUGCUGUACAUGUGUAUUACCAUGGAGAAAGGACCGCUGAAGCAAGACAACAUGAAAAAUAGGAUGUCAGUCCCAAAUGGAAUCCUAUUCCCUAUUUCGUGCCCUACUUUUAACUCAAGCCCUAUGGACUUUGGUCAAAAGUAGUGCACUAUAUAGGGAAUAGGGUGCCAUGGUUUUGUUCUUCUUCUAUUGUACAGUUCCAUAGAGCAACUGAAGGACAAAUUGCUAGUUAACUCAUUGACUGUGGGUGGGUGUGGGGAGGGGAGGGUACUUUUUACGAUCAAAUGUAAUAUAUUAUUUAGAGCGUACCUUACUAUUAUUUAUGAAGAACAAUGCUGAUCAUUCUGGACAUGUAGUUUAGUAGUAUGGGGGAAAAAACGACAUUUGGAAAAUCCAUUCAAGAUCUCAUUCUCAAUACUGUUAGGAAGGUGUCCGUCCCAUUUAAUGCCCUCUUCCUGUUCUCAUUCUCCCAUCAGCCACUUCAUGAUUGCAGUAUCAAUAUUAGGACAGACUCGGAGUCACAAGCAGUUAGUCCUAAUAUGGAUACCGUACAGGAUAGCACGUCCUCUCAGAAAAGGAAGUCACCCGUAGUUACCUCGAGUUGCGAAAUUACACAGACAUCUAUCAUGUCACAAUUUACCCAAACUGUCUAGAUUGUCGGGAUAUUUAAAUAACAAGUGCAUUUGAUAAACUGUUAUGGAUGAUAGGCUAUGGUAAUAACCUGUUAUGGAUGAUAGGCUAUAGGUUAUAACCUGUUAUGGAUUAUAGGCUAUAGGUUAUAACAUGUUAUAGAUGAUAGGUUAUAGGUUAUAACCUGUUAUGGAUUAUAGGAUAUAGGUUAUAGCCUGUUAUGGAUGAUAGGCUGUAGGUUAUAACCUGUUAUGGAUUGUAGGCUAUAGGUUAUAACAAGUUAUGGAUGAUAGGCUAUAGGUUAUAACCUGUUAUGGAUGAUAGGCUAUAGGUUAUAACCUGUUAUGGAUUAUAGGCUAUAGAUUAUAACAUGUUAUAGAUGAUAGGUUAUAGGUUAUAACCUGUUAUGGAUUAUAGGAUAUAGGUUAUAACCUAUUAUGGAUGAUAGGCUGUAGGUUAUAACCUGUUAUGGAUUAUAGGCUAUAGGUUAUGACAAGUUAUGUAUGAUAGGCUAUAGGUUAUAGCCUGUUAUGGAUGAUAGGCUGUAGGUUAUAACCUGUUAUGGAUUGUAGGCUAUAGGUUAUAACAAGUUAUGGAUGAUAGGCUAUAGGUUAUAACCUGUUAUGGAUGAUAGGCUAUAGGUUAUAACCUGUUAUGGAUUAUAGGCUAUAGAUUAUAACAUGUUAUAGAUGAUAGGUUAUAGGUUAUAACCUGUUAUGGAUUAUAGGAUAUAGGUUAUAACCUGUUAUGGAUGAUAGGCUGUAGGUUAUAACCUGUUAUGGAUUAUAGGCUAUAGGUUAUGAAAAGUUAUGUAUGAUAGGCUAUAGGUUAUAACAAGUUAUGGAUUAUAGGCUAUAGGUUAUAACCUGUUAUGGAUUAUAGGCUAUAGGUUAUAACAAGUUAUGUAUGAUAGGCUAUAGGUUAUAACAAGUUAUAGAUUAUAGGCUAUAGGUUAUAACCUGUUAUGGAUUAUAGACUAUAGGUUAUAACAAGAAAGGAUCACACUCUUUUCACUAACAAAAUGAUGAUGACUGUUGAGAAGGUGAAAUAUCCAGAAAGAAGUCCUAACUAUAUGUUCUUUGAAUUCAUACUUAAAAAUUGUCCCAAUUUAUUUUAUUUUAAUUGUUAACCAAAUUAGAUUUAGUGAUUUCAAUAUUAAAAGUGUACAUUUUGUUCAUUUUAAAGUGAAGAAAGGGAAUAAAGACAUGAUUGCGUACCUUAUUAUUAUAAAGAGUAAGAAACAUCUUCUUUCUUGUCUGUUUCUACUCACAACGUUGUAUACAAUUGCUGGUUUUGUAAUGCGCUGUAGAGCACGCAGUUCCUUUUUUUAAUAGAAACGGUAUUUCAAUGGUGUAUUCUUUUUGUUUGAUAAAUAAAGUUUUGAUACAAAAUGCAA
Molecule: messenger RNA, 7533 nt
Organism: Salvelinus fontinalis (brook trout)
Lineage: Eukaryota; Metazoa; Chordata; Actinopteri; Salmoniformes; Salmonidae
Product: netrin receptor DCC-like
Exons: 7
Coding region: 855-2051 (398 amino acids)
Cellular component (GO): membrane
Source: RefSeq, a predicted model, not a curated record